Molecule: messenger RNA, 4138 nt
Organism: Owenia fusiformis
Lineage: Eukaryota; Metazoa; Annelida; Polychaeta; Sabellida; Oweniidae
Source: the annotation of a GenBank genome assembly
AUUAAUGCAUUCAGAGUCAGACACUAUCUAAAAUCGAUUGGCAGUUGGCUACUAUAGCAAUCAUCAAACUGCGCAUGCGCAAUUUAAAUAGGUCAAAGUGGAUCAACUUUGCAGGUCAAAAAAUUUAGGUCAAAUAUUUUUACCAAGGUUUCCAAAAGCCGAAGAUGACAAUAAAUUAGCAGCUGCAUAACUAAAAGUGAGAGUGAUGGCCUCACCAGCUCAAGGGGGACCAUUUGUGGAGAUGGAUGGUUCUUCCAAAAGAACAGCCAAAGUUUCACCAAUCAAGAGACUUAUAUUAGAUGAUUCAAAGACACUUGGUAAAACUAUAGAUAAGAAAAAGUCUGCUACAAAACUACCAGAACAAUAUCAAAGUAGAAAUUUCAAGUUCAUGAAUAGUGCAUGGACACCAGUUGUACAUAGACCCUCAAAUGAACAAAUUUUUAAAGAAAGAAAGGAGUUAGUGUCGCAUUGGUAUGAUAUGUGGACGGAUUCCCAAAGAAAGAAAUUCCUGAGGUUAAUUCUCAACAAAAGUGAAAGAUCCCAACUGAUGUUCAUGCAGAACUGGUUCCAAGAACGUGUUCCUCUCCGCCAUCUUGAUUUUGCUGUAGUCUUACCGAGGUUUCUGACCUUAUAUAUCUUCUCAUUCCUGGACCCUCGUAGUUUAUGCCGGGCUGCCAAGGUGUGUUGGCACUGGAAGUUUCUAGCAGAGCAGGAUAUUCUUUGGAGUCCCAAGUGUAUGAAGCAAGGCUGGUACAUACCCUACCAACCCCAAGACAAUGAGUAUGGUGCCUGGAAAAAACAUUAUGUCGCAUGUGUCAGGACCUUAGACAUGGAUGUUCUCUCCCCAAGAAAGAAUGACAUGUACGGAACCAUAGGGGAUGGAACUAAAAUCAAACCCAGGUUUCACGUGAGGGAAAAAGGUGCUGAAUAUGCAAAAUCUUGGAAACUAGAUCCUAAAACUAGUCAAAAAUAUGCACAAUCAAGGCCUAAAUGGCAAAACCCUGACAAACAGCCGAAUGAUCUGAGGAGAUCUGAGCGUGCGUUGUUGCACGAGUUCAACCGCAAUGACCCACUUCUACCAGAGUCAGCACUUCUCUUUCAUGAUAAGUUCGGAACUCCUAAAAAGCACAUCAGGUCAACCACAGAUUCUGGCUUGGAUUAUACAGAUUACGGACUGGAGUCGAAGAAACGUAGGGGCAGACAUAGAACCCUAACAUCUGGAGAAGACUUGGACCUUAAACAAGAAACAACAAAGAAGACACUAUUGUCAGAAAGAUUGGAGGUGCAGAACUUACAAGAGACAAGACUAAGGGAGCUUGUGGAUCAACCAUGGAUGCCCCCUCAGAAACGUGUAGUGGCUCAAAGACAAAACUUGGCAGGUGGAGCAGACUAUAAGUUACCAUAUAAGGCAAUAGAAACCCCAUAUAUUCCUAGUAUGUCAUACCCCACGCAUGUAAACCCUAGAGUUGUGUUUAUAUCCUCACGUGUCCCUGCAGCAGAUCUUCUGAUGGAUGCUGUUCUAUUUGGAGUCAUCCCCAUAGUUUAUGAGUAUGAGGGUACAACCCUGGAGUCUCUGUUGAGUAGGCUGGAGAUUGUCCUACAGGGGAGACAUACACAGAGUAUUGGUGUGUUCACCCACUCUGUUGACCCUGGGGAGAUACUGCUGGUGCAUGGCUGUAAGGUUACCAUAGAAACAUUGGAUCAACCAGAAAUCAUUGAGUUCUUUGAGACCAUAAGUAACAGUAUUCUUCCUCCAGAGCAGAAAGGAUGUGUGGAUAUAUUUGCUCCUAUUGCAUCAUGUGAGUCUGGAAUGGAGACGUUGAUACAGCUCAACAUAUUAUGUGGAAUGCAGUUCUCAAGUCCAACUGGUAUAAUAGGAAACUAUAACCAUAUUAACAGUGAGUGGUCAUUGGCUGUUGAUGACACACCUCCUCCGAUGUCCUACUUCUGUACUAGCAAACUGAACAUCUGGGCCAACACUGCCGACCAAGUCCAAGAGGCCUGCCAGGUUGCUAAGAAACUACUGGCCUCAUAUUUUCAAGAAAUUCAUAAAGAUGUUGUUUCUCAAGUCACAGGCCAAGUGAUAUUUGAUGCAAUGGGGCAGUCAGAUAUACAAGGGUUAAAUGCAUUAUCAGACAUUCUAAGAGAAGGUUUAAUGGAACUGGGCACAAAGUCAAAUGUGAAGCCAGUGGAGUUCCUUGGAGAAUAUUUGCUCAUGAAAUCUGGGGGAACCUUUGAUGGAACUAAACAAAUAACUGAAGGAGACACAUUGGACCUAUACUCUGAUGAGGAAGAUGACAUAUCAGAAGGUGGUAAGGAGGUUGCGGAUAUCACUACUCAAAAGCUAAGGCCUGGAGAUGGAUCUGACAUAGAAGAAGACAUUGUCAUCAAAGAAGAUGAUGACAUUGAAGAGGAAAUCAUAGAAGAGCUAGAAGAAAACCUUGAGAAUAAAGAUACAGAUGAAGAUGAAAACAAAAACCGAAUGAAAGUCGAGAAAGAACAGCAAAACCAGAAGCAAAAAUCAAAAUUUCAACAGAGUAGUGUGCAUCCCUCAAAGCAAAACCAAAGACGACUUACUAAGGACACAUUGAGGUCCAGCAAAACUCUCAUGUAUAGUGAGAAUCCAAUGUCUCCAGAUGACAAAUUGAAAACUCAGAUGAGGACAAUGACUGAUACAAAAGGCACUAUGAGAUUGACAGUCAAACAAUUUGGCGACCACCCUCAAAAGCGUACACCUAUUGCUCAUGAGAUCCUGUCUAGUGAAGUAGAAUACAUGAGGACACUAGAGAUUAUCCGUAACGUCUUUGUCAAACCACUCAAGUCAGCUCUUGCAUCAAACAGGGCCAUCAUUAGUACACACAAUGUCCAGGUUAUAUUCACAGAUGCCCUGACCAUUUUAGAGCUUAGUAGACCUUUAGUUGCUGAUUUAAAAGACCGGAUAUCACAGUGGAACCCACAUCAAUGCCUCGGAGACAUUUUUGUCAAGUUUACAGGCAAAUUAAAGGCCUAUGUAAACUUCCUAAAUAACUACCCCACCAUUUUAUUAACUAUUGAACGGUGUAUGGAGCAGAUUCCUGGAUUUAGAGCAUUUCUUCAGCGUCACCAGCGAACUCCACAAACACGUAUGCUAACAUUGCAGGAGUUAUUACUGACAAUUACACGUCGUCCCAGUGAAUAUGUGACAUUGCUGACGUGGUUUCAACGUCAUACUCAGCUUGACCACAAUGACAGGCCUGAUGUGGCAGAGGCAAUAGAGGUAUUCCGCAACCUCUCAUCUAUUAUCAGAGACAUGAAACAGAAGCAGGAACGUGAAAGGGAACUUGUGAAAUUGCAGAAGACUAUUCUGAACUGUCCAGCAUUGAUGGAAGCUAACAGAUUCUUUGUGUUACAUGAGGAUGUGGCACAUCUGAGUAAACCUACAUCAGAGGUUGCUCCUGAACUCAGGGUUUAUCAGCAUAUUGAGACACUUGGGUUGUUUCUCUUCAACGAUUCAUUGAUUGUGACACGACGAACAAGCAAACAUUUCCCAUUUGAACGUUCAGUUGAACAAAGUUACAGAUUCUUAACCUGUGUCUGCCUAACUAGACUACGAGUGGAAGAUAUACCAGACUCUAAGUUUGUAAAGAAUGCAUUUCUCAUGGAGACCCCCAAGAGGUGUUGGAUUUGUUCGUCAUAUUCAUAUUCAGCAAAGCUAAACUGGAUGACAACAUUAGAGAGUGUGAUACAAACUGCUAUUGAGAACAACUGAAACAUGAAUGUAUGCUACUGGAUACCAACGAACCUUUAAGGGAACCUUUACAAGAGAUCUGAACCUAGAAAAUAAAAUCUCAUAUUGUUGGAGUCUGGGAGCAUCAAUAACUAAAUCCCAUUAAUGUUGAACAAGCACUCUUAGUAUUUAAUUCUCAUACAUUGAUUUCAGACCUAAAAAAUGUGACACUGGCCAUAACUGAUCUCUGUGAUUCAACACAAAACACCAUAUACGAUGUAACAUGUACAUAUUUCUUCUACAACUAUUCCGUCCACUUUAUAUGCUUACUAUUCAUAUUGUUGAUAUUUUUAUAUAGGACCUCACAUACAUUUAUUUUAUAAAUUAUUGACUAUUUGUACCAGUUACAGUUUUAAAUAAAUUGCUAAAAGU